Messenger RNA from Pyrenophora tritici-repentis Pt-1C-BFP, 1887 nucleotides. Its product is annotated as NrfG, TPR repeat protein. The record is from RefSeq and is a predicted model, not a curated record. Gene Ontology annotation, cellular component: mitochondrial outer membrane. Lineage: Eukaryota; Fungi; Ascomycota; Dothideomycetes; Pleosporales; Pleosporaceae. Gene Ontology annotation, molecular function: protein binding; transmembrane protein transporter activity. Gene Ontology annotation, biological process: protein import into mitochondrial matrix; protein insertion into mitochondrial inner membrane.
AUGGCGCCCGCAAAUGCACCCGUGCCCCAGGGCCCUGGUCCGUUUCCCGUUCAGAUUCCUGCCGACACAAGUAACUCGCUAUGGGACCGGUUGUCGAAUUGGGCGGCGGAGAACAAGGGGGUGGUAUACACCAUUGCCGGCAUAACACUAGUUGUUGGUGCCGGUGGCGCAGUCUACUACUUCUCAAACGACUCAAGAGAUGGCGGUGCCGACACAUCAGCCACCAAGCGCAAGAGGCAACGCGAGCGCAAGCGUGCGAAAGAGCGGGCUGAAAAGGACACUGGGGCUGAAAAGAAAGCAGAAGAGCCCAACAAGGCAGUAGCUGAUGCCCCACAAGAGUCGCUCCCAGAAGUAGACGAAGAAACAGUUGGCUCAUUAUCAGACGAGCAACGUAAAGACUAUGCCGCCAAACUAAAGGCGGCAGGCAACAAGGCAUACGGCUCCAAGGACUACGAGCGCGCAAUUGACCUCUAUGGAAAGGCCAUUCUCUGCAAAAAAGAUCCCGUCUUCUACUCGAACCGCGCCGCAUGCUAUAACGCCAUGUCAGAGUGGGACAAGGUCAUCGAAGACACAACGGCCGCCAUCAACCUCGACAACGAAUACGUAAAGGCGCUGAACCGACGAGCCAACGCAUACGAACAGGUCGAGCGCAACAGCGAGGCUCUCCUCGACUACACUGCGAGCUGCAUCAUCGAUGGCUUCCGCAACGAGAGCAGCGCACAGAGCGUUGAGCGCCUGCUGAAAAAGGUGGCCGACGCAAAAGGCAAGGCCAUUCUCGCCUCCAAGGAGAAAAAGCUGCCCAGCCCAACGUUUGUCACAAACUACCUCCAGAGCUUCCGUCCCAAGCCAACACCAGAGGGCCUUGAAGACGAUGCCGAGCUUGACGAGGAGAGCGGAAAGGGUCAGCUUCGCAAGGGGCUAAAGGCCAUGGCUACCAAGACGGGCCAUGGAUACACUGAAGCCGCCGCAGCCUUUGACCGCGCAGUAGAACUAGGAGACCUCGGCGAGCACGAGGCCUUUGCCUACAACAUGCGUGGAACUUUCAGCUACCUCAAGGGCGACAACGAAGACGCCCUAAAGGACAUGGACAAGAGCAUCGAGCUCCAGCCCACACUAACACAGAGCUUCAUCAAGCGCGCCAGCAUGCACUUGGAGCUUGCCAACCCAGAAGCUGCCGAAGCCGACUUUGCCGCUGCCCUGGAGCAGAACUCGACGGAUCCCGACAUCUUCUACCACCGCGCGCAACUCCACUUCAUAAAGUCCGAGUUUGGCGAGGCGGCCAAGGACUACCAAAAGUCUAUCGAUCUGGACAAGGAUUUCAUCUUCUCACACAUCCAACUCGGCGUCACACAAUACAAAAUGGGUAGCAUCGCCUCCUCCAUGGCCACCUUCCGGCGCUGCAUGAAGAACUUCUCCCAAGUCCCAGACGUAUACAACUACUACGGCGAACUCCUCCUCGACCAGCAAAAGUACCAAGAAGCCAUUGAGAAAUUCGACACAGCCGUGGAAAUGGAAAAGACGAGCAAGCCGCUCGGCAUGAACGUGCUGCCCCUCAUCAAUAAAGCCCUCGCCCUCUUCCAAUGGAAAAACGACUUCGACGAGGCGGAGAAGCUCUGCGAAAAAGCCCUCAUCAUCGACCCAGAGUGCGACAUCGCCGUCGCUACCAUGGCCCAGCUGCUCUUGCAGCAGGGUAAAGUCACUGAGGCGCUCAAGUACUUUGAACGUGCGGCUGAGCUGUCGAGGACGGAAGGCGAGAUUGUUAAUGCGCUGAGCUAUGCUGAGGCGACUAGGACACAACUUGAGGUACAAGAAAAAUACCCAAAGCUUGCUUCAAGACUAGGUGCCAUGGGCGCGGCUGGCGGUGGCUUUGGUGCCGGUAUGCGGUAG